GGAACUGGCGUCAGUUGCUCACCUCCCACGGAACGGAACAGAACGGAACGCCGCGACGCAGCGGCGAGAUACAGUACACUUUAUCGCCAGCAAAAGCCAAACAUUCUGAACGCAGAUGCGAAUGCGGCCGUGGAUGCGGACUUCAGCUAGUUUGUUUACCCAUUUGCGUGCGACACUCGCCUUGGGCCAAGUUGGAGCCGUUUUCCAGUUUGCAUUAUUGUAAUUAGCCCGCCCGUCGGGACUGCGAAACGAAACGAAUAAAAAUAAAACGCAGAAUAAUUGCGCUGGAAAUAAUGUGCGCGGCUAAGAGCGCUAACGUAACGGCUAAAUAAUAGUAGAAAGUUUUAUUGUUAUCUUCUCUUCUGAGCCGCAGCUGCCAAAAGCCGAACGACCAUAGCAAAACUUCGAAUUUUGCGUGUGAACAGAAAAGAAAUCCGCUUUCGGCCCGUAUCUUUCGGCUUGUGCGGUUGUGUGUGCCUAGCUUACAGAAUUGGCAACGUUUAGACGCUGCUCAGUCAACAAACCCAUAUAAAUAAGAUACGCCGCAGCCAAAAUACAAACAGAACCAAAACAGCACCAAAAUGUCCGGCCCCCUGCCCGAAAUCAGCGAGGAGCAGCGUGCGAUAUUGGAGCAGUUCCGAAGGCAAAUGGAUGAUGCGCUGAUUGGAACCCACGACGACUACUUUUUGGUCCGCUGGCUGAGAGCUCGAAAGUGGAAUCUGGAGGCGGCGGAGAAAAUGCUGAGAGCUAGCUUGAAGACCCGCGCCAUGUGGAACGUGGACAACAUCGAGAAGUGGGACCCGCCCAAGGCGCUGCAGGAGUAUCUGCCCUACGGCCUCAUGGGCUACGACAACGAAGGAUCACCAGUGCUCGUAUGCCCCUUCGCCAACUUCGACAUGUGGGGCAUGAUGCACUGCGUCACGCGCUUUGAGUUCCAAAAGUACCUGGUGCUGCUGCUCGAGCGCUUCAUGAAGAUCGCCUACGAGCAGAGCCAAAAGCACGGCUGGCGAGCGCGCCAGCUGGUGGUGUUCUUCGACAUGCAGGACGUGAACCUGAAGCAGUACGCCUGGCGCCCGGCGGCGGAGUGCGUGAUCUCCACGGUGAAGCAGUACGAGGCCAACUUCCCGGAGCUGCUCAAGAUGUGCUACAUCAUCAACGCGCCCAAGCUCUUUUCGGUGGCCUUCAACAUUGUCAAGAAGUUCCUGGACGAGAACACCACCAGCAAGAUCGUGAUCUACAAGUCCGGCGUGGAUCGCUGGCAGCAGCAGCUCUUCUCGCACGUGAACCGAAAGGCCUUCCCGAAGGCCUGGGGCGGCGAGAUGGUGGACAGGAACGGCGAUCCCCAGUGCAAGGCCCUGAUGAUCUGGGGCGGCAAGCUGCCGGAGGAGCUAUACAUCGACCAGAACAGCCAGCAGAGCGACAGGGACUUCGUGGAGGCCCAGGUGGCCAAGGGGGACAAGUUGAAGCUGCACUUCAAGGUCAACAUGGACGAGCAGAAGAUCCUCUCCUGGGAGUUCCGCACCUUCGACUACGACAUCAAGUUCGGCAUCUACAGCGUGGACGACAAGACGGGCGAGAAGCGCAGCGAGGUGCCCCUGGGAACGGUGUACUCCAACGAGAUGGACGAGAUCGGCUACAUCUCCACGCGACCCAACACCACCUACACGGUGGUGUUCGACAACUCCGCCAGCUACUUGCGCAGCAAGAAGCUGCGCUACUGGGUGGACCUCAUCUCCGAGGAGGAGGAGGGCAUUUCCGAGCUGACCAGCCAAAUGGACGGCACUCAGAUUGCGAGUCAGCAGUGAGCGGGAACGAUUGUCCGCCAAGAAGGAACCAAGCCAAAAACCAACGGGAGUAGAUAGAAUACUAGGUAGGCGACAACACGAACUAACCUCGGUGCAAUAAAGUCACAAAGCACAUUGCCAGAUCUCCGCUGCCACCUGCUCCUCGGGAGUCGGCAUGGCAGCGUCUCUGGCGGAUCUGCAAUCAAACCAUGUGAUAGAAACAAGUUAGCAAAGGAACACAAAGUAUGACUCACACCUACGUUUAAAGUUAAUCCUUUUAUUACACACCUAGCCGCACUGUUAGUUAACAAUUAAUAAUCUUGGAUGUGU
Molecule: messenger RNA, 2114 nt
Organism: Drosophila biarmipes
Lineage: Eukaryota; Metazoa; Arthropoda; Insecta; Diptera; Drosophilidae
Product: SEC14-like protein 2
Exons: 6
Coding region: 582-1805 (407 amino acids)
Cellular component (GO): cytoplasm
Source: RefSeq, a predicted model, not a curated record